CUUUGAAGGUGAGAUCAGCCCAGAAGAUCUGUUCAAUAUGUUCUUUGGUGGCGGUGGGUUUGGCCCCGGUUUCGGCAAUGGAGGUGUACAGUUCGGAGGUUCUCCUUUUGGAGGUCCAAUCUUCACCACUACAUUUGGACCUGCAGAACGACCCGUCGGAAUCAAAGGGGCGAUCCUCCAACUUCUUCCCAUCAUCGUUUUCCUUCUUCUAGCGUUUUCCAACACCAUCUUUGACCUUGUAUUCUCGGCCUUUACCACCCCCGAUCCAUCGUACUCUUGGUAUAAAAGUCCUCAAUAUUCCCACCCCCGAACGACAGGAGGUAAUCUUGGUGUCGAAUACUUCGUCAACCCGAAACAGUUCGCGUCACAUCCUAUGUACGCAUCGGGUUCUUAUGCCUCGCAACACAAGGAGGGAGAGAUUCCUGGUUCCUUCAACGAUCCGCCUUCAUCUCGAAGUCCUAGUCUACGACGAUUCGAGAAGAAUAUCGAAGAACGAUGGGUGAACUGGAAGUAUAGUGAAUGCGUUCGAGAGCGGGAGCUUAUAGACCGAAAGGUUGAUAGCCUAAGAGGGGUGUUUGGGAUAGGGGCAGACAAAGAGGCUAUCAAGAAGCUGAGAAAUACGAAGCUCGCGAACU
Molecule: messenger RNA, 635 nt
Organism: Acaulospora colombiana
Lineage: Eukaryota; Fungi; Glomeromycota; Glomeromycetes; Diversisporales; Acaulosporaceae
Source: the annotation of a GenBank genome assembly